CAGCUUUAACGAUUUCGUCGCCCGUCAUGAAAAUCUCGGAACGCAGUGCGCCGGUUAAUUGUGCCAUCACAGAUUUCGAAAGAGGGACAUAAUAUUCCAUACAAGCGGCCCAAUGAACGCCUAUUGUAACAACUAUAGCCGUUUCUAGAAUUUUAUACACCUGGAAGCUUAUUCUGUACACCUGAAAUCAUGAGCUCAUUGCAAUUCCGAACUAACGUCGUGAAGACGUCGAAAAUAAACGAUGAUAUUACGGACACGCAGGAUCUUCAUCAUGUUGAACGUGGAACAAUACCAUACUGCGCUGGGUAUAAGAAGAUCAAAUACUCCUAUAGGUAAUUAUACAUAUAUUAUCAUAUCUAUCUACGUCAGAUCGGAUGUCUGCAGGACUAGUCAAUCAUGCAUGGCGUGAAGCAUCUCUUGCAAUGAAGUUUGUGGAUCAAGAAGUAUUAGAGUUGGGUCGACCGUGUACAGAUAAUUUGAACCAAGUGAUGGAGAUAUUGCAAUCUUCUACACGACCAUUCUAUCACUUUGUUUUUAAAGAAGUGGAACUGAAAAGAAAUAUGCCGAUUUGGGACCAGUAUGGACCCACUAUGAAAAGUCUUGUAUUGUUUUUUUGUGAUUUAAGUGAAAAAGCACUCGUAGAAAUAUUUAAAUGCUGCACUUCUUUAAAAAUAUUACGUAUACAUGCUUGUCGAGAAUGUCUGAUGUCUGGCAGACUUUUAGAGGAUGAAAAUGAUGUGAAAGAACUUUCAGAAACGUUUAAAAAUCUUCAAGAGCUUAGUCUUGGAUAUAAUCGCGAAUUGAGUGAUGCUCUAUUUAACAGACUUGUUGCUACCUGUCCAAAUAUAGAAUCUUUAAGUCUCAUGGGAUGUCAAAUAUCUUUCCAUUGUGGAUUGUAUAAAAAAUUUUACCCUCAAAACAUGUUACCUGAUGCAUCGCAAUCAGUUCUAACAUUUUUAAAUGUGUUACAUUACAUCAGACAACAGGCAUACAAAUUGCAACGUUUAAGUUUGGGGUUCACAUUAAUCGAUGGGACUGCAUUGGCUACUUUGUCUGCUUUGGAAGGUUUAAAGCUUGAAUCCUUAAUGCUUCAAGGUUGUUAUCAAUUAACUGUUCAAGGAAUCAAAGGACUGACUCAGUAUCAGACUUACUUAAAAGUUCUUGACAUUAGUUUUUGUGUGCGUAUCACGGAUGCUAGUCUACUUCAUAUCUGCAAUAAUUUGACAAAAUUAGAAACACUCCGCAUAAAAAGAUGCCGCGCGGUAACCGACAGUGGGGUGAAUUAUAUCCGGUUACUGAAAAACUUAAAAGAACUUGAUAUAUCAGAAAAUGAAUUGCUUACUGGAAACUGCAUUACAUAUGGAAUUUGUUAUAAUUCAAAUGAUGAGGAUAUUCUAGAAAGGGUACCUGAUGCAGAGGCAAAUAAUAGCUCUGAAAAUGUUAAAUUUGAUGCAGUGGAAAAGACUGUACAAAAAAAAACAUUACAAAUGUUUUCAGCAAAUGCAUUAAAUCUUCACGAAGAAUCUAUUGAAUGUAUAUCUAAAUGUUUCCCAAAUUUAAAAUUACUUGAACUUAAUUAUUGCUUUAGUGGUGUCACAAAUAAAACAAUUCAGAUGAUAUUCAAGGAGCUUGUACAUUUGCAAACAUUAAAAAUAAGCCACUGUAAUAAAGUCAGCGAUGCCGGCUUAAUGGGUAUGGAUGCUGGUAACAAUGAAUAUGCUGAAUCGGUUCAGGUUGUACAUGAGCCAGAAUUUACAGAAUCCAGAUUAAGAAUCAGUUUACGAUCAAGAGCCGAGGAAGAAAUUGUACGCGAUGCUAAUCGCAAGCGAGAAGUAAUGAAGCACUGUGAAAAUGUUGUUAGGCCUGUAGAUUCAAACGUAUUUUCUGGUUUUUCUUUGAGUAGACUUAAAUGCCUCAGAGAGCUUGAUCUUUCUGGAUGCAAUAGAAUUACAGAUCUUAGUUUAAAACAUGCAUUUGCCUUUCCAGAAUUGAAAAUCUUGAAUUUAAGUCAGUGCCAACAAAUAACACAUGUGGGAUUAUAUUUCUUAUCUAAAAACAAUCCAGUAAUUGAAGAUUUAAACUUAAAUCAGUGUCACAAUAUAUCAGAUAUUGGAAUAUCGUAUCUUGCACAAAGGCUACACAGAUUAAAACGGCUCAUUAUACAGGAAUGUUCCCAACUGACAGAUCAUACUCUUGAUGCAAUUAAAUUGUAUUGUAAAAGUCUUCAUUAUCUUGAUACACGUUAUUGUCGAGGAAUGUCAGUGGCAGGGCUCGAAAGUUUAACACAUUUGUAUGUUGACUGGUUCAGACAUAUAGAUCAUAUCGUCUCUUCAGAACAUGAACUACCUCCACCACCUGCCCCGCCUUUACCUUCUUCUUUACGAUAGAGACAACUUCAAUACUACCUUUCGCAUUUUAAGGACAGGGUAAUGGAGAGCUAAAGUAUUAUUUUAGAAGUCAUUUGUACAUACAUUACGUUUAUAAGAUUUAAUUUAAUAGGAGAAAAGACACGAUAGUGAUUUCUUUGUAUCUCCUUUCCUAAAACGAUUAUAGGAUUUCGUGAAAAUGUGCGUGUAACGAUAAAUGAAUUUAUCAUAUUUGUAAGGUUACGAAAAAAUCGAGCACAGAGCAAAUAACUUUGAUAAAAUUUUUAAUGUAACGAUAUUGAAUAUCGUUCACAAAUUAUACAAAGCUUAAAGCAACUAUGUAGAAAUGCUUAUAACUAUGUGUACUAUACAGUAGAAGUCUAAAGAACUCUCAUUUUGUAUUAUAUUAGAUAUCUGACAACAGUUGUGAUCUUUUGCUAAUGCAAUUGUUAGAAAAAAUCGAAGAUAAUUAAACAAGUAUGUUUGUAAAACAUACAGCAACAAUGUGAUUUAUAGCAAGUGCAAUAAAUGAGCCAAUAUAUAAUUGAAAAAAUAAACAAUUUUUAAUUAGUUUUUAGACUAUUAUUAAAUACUUUACAAAUUUUAUUCUGCUCUACGUUACAAUGCAAUGAUUCAUAUUGUAAAAUUCUGUAUAUAUUUAAAGAUUAUCUCUGCAUUUGACAUUUACAAUAUAGUUAAUAGCAAAAAUGAAAAUUAAAAAUUUAUGAAAAUAUGCAAAUUAAGUUAAAAAAUUAACAAAUUAUUUUUUAUAGAAAACAGUUAAAAUUAAAAAUAAUGAAAAAACUAUUCAAACUUUUGUACAUGGAUUAAUUCCACGCAUAAAGUACAAAAUUAUGUUAGUUGUACCAUUAAAAUUCGUAUCAGAGUAUUUUUGUCAAAAUACUGCCAUUAUUAGAGAAACAGAGUAAAAUAAAUAUAACUUAACAAUUAUUUCACUGAUAAUGUCAGAUGUGCUGCACGAAAACUUAUAAAAUAUAUUAUAGCUAAAUAAUAAUAUCAUUUAAAACUAAAUAUUUCUUUUGAUAAAUUACUAAAUAUAUUGAAACAGAUUACAUAUUUCAUUAAUUUCCUUUCAAAAAUAUAACAUUCUCGAAUUACGUAUCGUUAUCAAAUAUUUAUUUGUGAUGUACAUACUUGUGUAAGGAUAAACAACUUAAAGUAGGAUAUAUAAUAAGAUUAUAUAAACAAUGAUCUAAAUUUUAUUCAAAAACAAACAAAUUUAACAGUACUUUUAAUGAUAGUUAAAAAUCUAUUUGUAUCGAAUAAUGUAGUGUCCACAAAGCCCGUACUUUUUAAAGAUAUCAUCACGUAUUUUGACAGAAUAAAGUCAAUUUCUCUUUGUAACGUGGUAAAAUAAGAAUAUGGGUUUCAGAUUUUUAAGAUAGAUGUAAAUUAAUAAAGGUAGCGAACCUCCUUUCAGUAUUCUUCUUCAAUGAUAUUUUACGUUUUAUCUUCUAAUUUUUUUAUAAGUGCUAUUUUAUAAUUAGUAGCAAAACACGCAAUUUACAAUCAGUGAUCGUGAAUUCUUGUUCAUUCAUUAUUCGCUCGAACUUAAUUCGAAUCAUUUUUGUACAAAAUUCUUAAUGUAUCACAAAAUCUGAUAUCUACAAGCAGUGUAGUAUCAACUAUACUUUUUUUUUGUACAAGAUACAUUAUUUUGAUUUUGUUGCAAUCUAACUUGUGAUGUGGUCUUCUAUGAGCAAGUAAAAAACUAGAUAUGCCAAUAUGAAACUACUACUUUGAAAUAUUUAAUUAAUUUAAAAAUGAAGUUAUGCGAGGAAGUCAUUUUAUCAAUUAUUAUUUUUCAAUAUUCUCAGAAAAGAUAGUCCAUAGAAGGCCCAAUAACAGUUUGUUAUAAUAAACAUUGAGGACAAAAAAGUUUUCUAAAAUCUUUACAUUCUAUGCUUUAAAUUAAUGAUAGACACUUAGUAGUUAGGCAAUAAAAUUAAUGUUAAUACAGAGAUAAGUAAUAUAAAUAUAAGUUGGUUAAAUCUAUGAAACUAUUAAGUGUGUUGAAAUUAAUUUCAAAAU
This is a messenger RNA of Megachile rotundata (alfalfa leafcutting bee), 4418 nucleotides long. RefSeq lists its product as uncharacterized. The record is from RefSeq and is a predicted model, not a curated record. Lineage: Eukaryota; Metazoa; Arthropoda; Insecta; Hymenoptera; Megachilidae. Gene Ontology annotation, biological process: SCF-dependent proteasomal ubiquitin-dependent protein catabolic process. Gene Ontology annotation, molecular function: protein binding. Gene Ontology annotation, cellular component: SCF ubiquitin ligase complex.